Rotaria sordida is the source of this 3024-nucleotide messenger RNA. The record is from the annotation of a GenBank genome assembly. NCBI's taxonomy places the organism in Eukaryota, Metazoa, Rotifera, Eurotatoria, Philodinida, Philodinidae.
ACCGUUUUAUCAGUGAGAUAGUGUUGUUAUUUAGUCUGCAGAAUCAAAAUGGCUCUCUUAUUGGUACACAAGACGACGGUUUAUUUCAAAGUACAUUAAAGCCAAGUUUUUUAUGACAAUUGAAUCACUGGAAGAAAUUUUCAACCGUCCGUUGUUUCGUGUAAUGAUCCACAUAGAAUACUUGCUAUUAUUUUAUAAGUAUUGGCAAUACAUUUUUAUGAUGUACAACUACGACCCAAGUAUAUUCUAUCUAUUUUUCGUUUGUCUUUUUUUUAUAUUAUUGCCCGUCGUCAUUUUAAACGCAUAUGAAAUUAAAUCGAUUUACCGAUUCGUUAUGUUUCCCACUCUAAUGGCGCUCAUGGACUUGAUUAUUCUCGUGUUUAGCCUACGAUGGGAUUCACUUGUGCACUAUCAAGCUGCUGCUUGCCUAUGCGAAAGCACGAAUCCGCGUUUGCAUAGAAAUGAUCGAUGUCAUAUUUAUCCCAUCUUGGAUUCAAACGGUUUUCUAGGAAGCGUUCUAAGAAACAUAGCCAUAUGUGAGUAUGAUUUCACUCGAUGGUGUUUUGGUAUUAUGGUAUUUCCUGCAUUAGCAUUCUUUUCAUUUAUUAUAAACAAUUUGGUAGUUAGAUUGUGAACUAGCUCAAAUCGAAAACAAACUGAUCUAUUUGUAAACAAAAAGACAAAUCAAUGUGCUACUCUUAACUUUUUCUUUUUCAGAGUGUGGAUACGAGAGAAGAGAAUACAGGCACACUAGGGUGUGGGUAUGUGUGGGUGGGUAUGGGUGUGUGUGGGUGUGGGUGGGUAUGGGUGUGGGCGGGUGUGUGUGGGUUUGGGUGUAUGUGGGUGGGUAUGGGUGUGUGUAGGUGUGGGUGGGUAUGGGUGUGGGUGUGUGUGUGUGGGUGUGGGUGGGUGUGAGUAUGGGUGUGUGUGUGUGCGUGGGUGUGGGUAUGGGGUGUAGGUAUGGGCAUGAGUGUUGAAGAUGAACACUCCGUAUCCAACCAUAUCCCACACCCACACCCUUGGGUGCGGUUUGGGUGUGGGUGGAUGUGGGCCGUAGGUGUAACUAUUACCAUUCGCACCCACAUCCAAACCGCACCCAGGGGUGUGGGUGUGGGUGCGAAUGGUAACAGUUACACCUACGGCCCACACCCACCUCCACAGCCACACCCACACACAUCCACACCCACACCCUAUUCCAGAAAAUAACUUCAAACAAACUGCCGAAAUUCUUCUUAAUAUAUUUCAAUCUGUGCGUGUUUUAAAAAAACAUUUGCCUAGUAGAGUUGACGAAGCCUAUGGUGACAUGGUUAAAUAUCUCUUGCAAUAUCUAAGCAAUUUGUCUGAGAAAGUAGAGCCACUUUUAGCAAAGGGCAGACUAAAUAAUGAAGAAAUAGAAAUCAUUAAAAAAUCUAUGGAAAUACUACGAUCAGCUAAAGAAAACGCUGCACUUCAAGAACGCGUUUCAAUAUAUCUAGAAAUGCUAAAGAAAAAAACGGAUGUCUUAGAUGGACAUGAUGCAGAUCAGACUUUCGGCAAUAACAUUAAAGAUUUGAAUGAAAUUUAUGAUCAAUUCAUCGCAAAGACUAUCAAACAUUUUGAUGAGAUUAGCUUAAGAAUUAAGGAACUAUUUGAUAGAAAUGGAGAUAAUGCUUUAGAAUAUAUGAAAAUAUUGGUUAAUGAUAUGGAUACUCUUCGUACUAUUCCAGAACUUGAGACAAAGUGUGCUGGAACAUAUUAUCAUACGAUUGAAAACAUACGUGGUUACAUGCAACAACUACAAGGAGAAGCAGAAAAGUUAGUCAUUGCUAUUGAUCAACAGUCAGGUAUCACAAACUAUAGACAUAUUGCACGUUCAUUGGCACGUUUGAAAAAUGCCUCAUGGAUCGAUCAGAUUAGUCCAGGAAUAUAUGAUAAUGUAAUGCGUCGUAUUACAGAAGAAUUAGUGCAAUAUGCUUGUCAAUUGGAAGAUAGUUUCAUGAAAGUAGAUUUUAGUUUGAAAUGUCCAGAGAAUGUUUCUAUUGCGAAAGAGAUUGUUGACAAAAUUGAAUCUAUGCAAGAUUUAGAGCGUAGUAUUCCAGAAUUAGAAAAGUAUAGAAAUAGUAUCCUCCAGCGUUUUUUGCGUUGUACACAGGAAGCUUUCGAUCGAAUACAAAAGACUUUUAAUUUACAAGAUAAAGAUCUUUAUCAAAUAAAACAGAAGUUAAAAGAACUUGAAGAAAUUAAACGAGAAUAUAGUAAUUUACAUCCAGCUCGUAUUUAUCUACAAAGACAAGGUUAUUCAAACAUCAAUAUGCUAACUAAUGACAUUGAAGAGUUAAAAGUAAAAAGAAAACUGGAAAAUGAUGUAUUACUAGCUGCGCAAUGUGAUAUGGAAUCUGAGUUGCGAAAUUUAAACUCAAUUGUUCAAAACUACAUGAAUCUGUUGUCUUCGUCAUCGACAGAUCAAGAUGUAUUUCAAACAUUGUCAAGUAUGAUAGGAUUAGAUUUUCAAAACCAAAGCUCACAGACAGAUACUUAUUUAAGAUCAUUAGGAUAUUCAUGUAUUGAAUCAGUAUACGAAAAGAUUUCAGACGUUAAGAAAAAUUAUCGUCAAAAAUUACAACGAAUUGAAGAUCAAAAUACAGAAUUAAGUCUUUUAUUAGAUCGUCUUGAAUCCAUAAAAAAAGAGCAUGACUUACUGAUAACUACUCGUCAUUCACCUUCUGAAGAAGCUAGUUUUCUUCAAGGAAAAGGAUUCAAUAGUUAUGAAUUACUUGAUAGUAGUAUACAAGAAAUAACAAGAGUUAUUAAUGAACAGGGAAGAAAUCAACAAUCAUAUCAUUUUAAUGAUAGAUUAAAUGCUUUAACAGCAAAUAAUGCAUUAAUAUAUAUACGUCAAUGUGAAAAAGUAGGUCAUGAUCGUGUAAGAGAAAAUGCUAUUGAUGCCAAUGAAAACUUACGAAAAUAUAUAAGAGAAUAUGGUAUUUUUUUAAAACAUGAAAUAAUUACAAAAUUUAAUUAUAUGCACACUGUUGACGAUGAAAA